CAAAUUAUAAUAUUGUGAGAUUUAUUACAAAACGAAAACAAUGAAUAAAUAAAUCAACAAUUUAUUUAUUUAUUUUUUAAAAAUGAGUCAAACGGUGACGUCUCUGAAUUUGGCGGGUUUUCUCCUGCUGUGCGGCGGCUGUUUGCCCACGUGUUUUUCCUCGAGGAAUUGCGAGGGAAACACCUUCACGCUGAACGUGGUGCUGCUGGAAGACGGGGAAUCGCCCUGGAGUUUGGAGAAAGUGAAGCCGGCGAUCGAGGCUGCCAUGGCGGUCGUCGAGCAAGACCUCAACACCGUCCGACCAGGUCUGAAGGUGACAUUGCGAGCUACAUAUUACGGGUUCAACACGUCCCUCUAUCUGACGAAGGGCUGCGCUACCAGCACGUGCGAAGGAGUAGAGGUCUUGAAGAAACUCUAUUAUGAAGGCACCAUGGGCUGUGCCAUUCUCGGACCCACGUGUACCUACGCCACCUUCCAGAUGGUUUCUUUGGAGACCAUCCUGGGUCUGCCCAUGAUCUCGGCCGGCAGCUUCGGGCUGUCCUGUGAUUUCAAGUCCAAUCUGACCCGGAUCCUGCCUCCGGCGAGGAAGCUGUCCAACUUCUUCAUCGAGUUCUGGAGCUUGAAAGGGCUUCCCACGAAACCACACCGCUGGGAGACCACCUACAUCUACAAGAAGGGGGUCAACACCGAGGACUGCUUUUGGUAUGUCAAUGCGCUGGAGGCAGGCUCUGCUCAGUUUUCACAGAAUCUCACCUUCAAAGAAAUUCUCAGAGUUCCCGAGGACCUCACAAAAAUUGUCACCGACCCCAGGCGUAAAAGCAACGUGAUUAUAAUGUGUGGGAGCCCCGAGGAUGUCGAGAGUGUUUUGGGAAGAAGCACAGUUGAUGAUAACAUCGUCAUAAUCCUGAUAGACAUUUUCAAUCACAUCUAUCACACCAACACGACUGUGAAAGAGUACAUGAGAAAUGUUCUGGUUCUGACCAUGACACCACCAGAAAAGAACCGGACCAGUGUACUCAACACCACCAUGCUGCAGAAUGAUUUUGUCACGGGAUACGCGGACGGAGUCCUCCUGUUCGGACACGUCCUGAGAAAGAGCCUGGAAAUGAAGGAGGGGCGGAAAUUGUCCUUCCAAAACGUCGAUUUCCAAGCGCUCAGCGGGCAUGUCAUUCUUGAUGAGUACGGAGACAGAGAUGUCAACUUCACAGUCAUGUAUUUCUCAACAAAGGACCAGACAUACAAAACCCUCUACGAAUUCAACACAGCCACUAAUGAAACCACGGAAAUCGACAGACAGCCCAGCUUUAUUUGGAAAGGGAGUCUUCCAAACGACACCCCAGACAGUGGAAUCGACACUCUGACCAUAGCUGUCAUCUCCUUGACUGUGGCUAUAGUUGUCGUCCUUUUCAUAUCUCUCGCUGUUCUGAGACAGUACAGGAAGGAGCAUCGCUUCCAUCUCAAGAAAUGGACUCACAUCCCCCCCGACAAAAUCACCCCACUGGAAAACCAGGACAAGAACACCAUCAGCCUAAAGAUUGAUGAAGACCACCGGAAAGAUAGAGUGGAUCAGAUCCGAAGAGGCCGAUACGACAAAAAGAUUGUCAUCUUAAAAGAACUUAAUUCUGACGGCAACUUUACCGAGAAACAGAAGAUAGAUUUAAACAAGCUCCUGCAGAUUGACUAUUACAACCUGACCAAGUUCUACGGCACAGUGAAGUUCGAUUAUGGGCUGUUCAGUGUUUUUGAGUACUGCGAGAGAGGCUCCCUCAGGUAUGUGCUCAAUGAUAAAAUCUCGUAUCCUGACGAUACUUUUAUGGACUGGGAGUUUAAGAUCUCUGUCAUGUACGACAUCGCUAAGGGCAUGUCAUACCUGCACUCCAGUAAAACAGAGAUCCACGGGAGACUGAAGUCCACGAACUGCGUGGUGGACAGUCGCAUGGUGGUGAAGAUCACUGACUUCGGCUGCAGCAGCAUUACACCCCCCCUGCAAGAAAGUAGAUCUGUCCCUACCGCUCCAGAGCUGCUUCGACAGGCUGGUUUCUCUCAGAAGGGAGACGUGUUCAGCUACGGGAUCAUCGCCCAGGAAAUCAUCCAGAGAAGAGAGACGUUUUACACAGAGAGCUGCACUCUCCACCCCGAGAAGCUGCACAGAGUUCAGUACCCAAAGGACGCAGCCAGCGUUUUCAGACCGGAUCUGAACUUCGAAACUGCAGAAGAAAGCGAGCUGGAGGUUUACCUCCUCGUGAAAAGCUGCUGGGACGAGGACCCCGAGAAGAGACCAGAUUUUAAGAAGAUUGAGAACUCACUGGGCAAGAUAUUCAGUAAUCUGCACAGUGAGGUUGAUGAGAGCUACAUGGAUAAUCUGAUUCGUCGGCUGCAGAUGUAUUCCCGGAACCUGGAGAGGCUGGUGGAGGAGCGGACCUGUCUGUACAAAACAGAGCGAGACCGGGCCGACCGACUCAACUGCAUGCUGCUGCCGCGUCCGGUGGUGAAGUCCCUGAAGGAGACGGGCAGGGUGCAGCCCGAGUUGUUCCAGGAGGUGACCGUGUACUUCAGUGACAUCGUGGGCUUCACCACGCUGUGCCAAUACAGCACCCCCAUGGAGGUGGUGGACAUGCUGAACGACAUCUACAAGAACUUCGACAAGGUGCUGGACCACCACGAUGUGUACAAGGUGGAGACGAUUGGGGAUGCCUACAUGGUGGCGUCCGGGCUCCCCCGCAGAAACGGAAACCGCCACGCCGUCGAUAUCUCUCUCAUGGCUCUCGAUAUCCUGAGCUUCAUGGGAACCUUCCAGCUGAGACACCUUCCAGGACUUCCCAUCUGGAUACGCAUCGGGAUUCACUCCGGUCCCUGUGCCGCGGGGGUGGUUGGUAUAAAGAUGCCUCGUUACUGUCUGUUUGGAGACACAGUGAACACAGCGUCCCGCAUGGAGUCUACAGGACUGCCUCUGCGAAUUCAUGUGAGCCAGCCGACCAUAGACAUCCUUCAGAGGACAGAUUGCCAGUUUGAGUACGAGACGAGAGGAGAGACCUACCUGAAGGGUAAAGGCACGGAGAUCACGUACUGGCUGACAGGAGUCAAGGACCAAAACUAUACCCUCCCCACCCCGCCCACUGCGGAGAGUUUCCAGCGCCUCCAGGCUGACUUCGCUGAGCUGAUCAGAGCCUCCCUGGAGCUGCGCUCGAGCGAGACUGGGGGGCACCCCCCCCUGCACAGGAAACACAGCAGCCUGGGGGGGGGGCAGCUGGAAUACCUGCAACUCGCCAGCACUGACAAAUACAACACUUACCUUUAAAAUCUCUCACCUCCUAUUAGCUUUAUUGAGUCUGCUGAUAUUUCUAAGUGUGUGUUUUUGCUAGUGUGUGAAACAUUCUACAUGAAUGUCGUUUUACUGUAAUUUUGUCAGAAUGUACAUGUAAAUUAAGCAGUGAUGUGGAUUUGAAAAUUCUAAUUGUGUGUUUUUUUAAAUAAAAUCUAUUGAAACUAAACUGAG
Messenger RNA from Polyodon spathula (Mississippi paddlefish), 3496 nucleotides. RefSeq names its product heat-stable enterotoxin receptor-like. The record is from RefSeq and is a predicted model, not a curated record. Gene Ontology annotation, molecular function: ATP binding; protein kinase activity; peptide receptor activity. Lineage: Eukaryota; Metazoa; Chordata; Actinopteri; Acipenseriformes; Polyodontidae. Gene Ontology annotation, biological process: receptor guanylyl cyclase signaling pathway; intracellular signal transduction; cGMP biosynthetic process. Bases 83 to 3298 code for a protein of 1071 amino acids. The transcript has 27 exons.